Molecule: messenger RNA, 6659 nt
Organism: Colletotrichum godetiae
Lineage: Eukaryota; Fungi; Ascomycota; Sordariomycetes; Glomerellales; Glomerellaceae
Product: SNF2 super family protein
Exons: 5
Coding region: 1-6300 (2099 amino acids)
Biological process (GO): DNA repair
Cellular component (GO): nucleus
Molecular function (GO): ATP-dependent chromatin remodeler activity; methyltransferase activity; ATP binding
Source: RefSeq, a predicted model, not a curated record
AUGUGCUCCGGCACGGACGGUCCUAUACUGGCUUUGCGUGAGUUCGCUGAAGCGGCCACCGCCUGCGGCUAUCCGGGACUCCUUCAGUACGACCAUGUCUUCAGCGUUGAGAUCGACCCGUUCAAGCAAGCCUUCAUUGGUCGCAACGCAGCUCCUUCAGGCCCAAUCUUUCGCAAUGUCGUCGACGUUGGCAUGCCCGGAGCUACUCAGGCCAUGACGGCUUCCGGAGCCAUGGCCGACAUCCCCUUGGGAAUCGAUAUCCUCAUUGCUGGAAGCUCUUGCGUCGACUUUUCGAGUCUGAACUAUGCCAAGAACGACAAGAAGAAGGAAUCUGUCGUUGAUGGUCUUGAGAAAAUCUUCGAAAGCAUCAAGGAUGAGAAGGGAGAGUCAACCAAGACUUUUCUGUCCAUUCUCAUGUAUACCCACGCCCAUCGGCCCAAGAUUGUCAUUCUGGAAAACGUCACAAGAGCCCCUUGGGACCAAUUCAAGGACUUCUGGCUGCCAAGCAUCGGAUACGUGGCGGCGUACGUCCAAGUCGACUCCAAGAAUUUCUUGGUCCCUCAAACGAGGCAGAGAAAAUAUCUAAUCGGAGUGGAUGCUCGCCACUACGGAAACAAGGCCAAAGGGAUCGUUAAUACCUGGGCCAAGCUCAUGGAUAUUACGCAGUGGUUCAAGAACCCGCCCGACCUCCAAAAGUUCUUACUUCCCCCGUCCGACCCGCGCGUUCUUCAGGCCCGAUUCCAAUUGGAGCGGGCGCUGCUCUCAAAGCCGAAGAGGGAUGUCGAGGCUGUUCAUUGUGCAGCCGAUCACAGGGCCGCACGUCGAAAGGAGAAGCUCGGCGCGUCGAACCCGUAUACUCGGAUGGAUGACAGAGGCAAUGUUCAGCCCCGCGAGGACACCUGGCAGGGCGUCAUCUCAGUGUAUACUUGGCGCAUGCAAGAUCUACUGGACAUUGAAUACCUGAGAGCGCAAAAAAGGGGUUACGAUUUCACCCACAAAAUGUUCAUCCUCGACGUCGGACAGAACGUUGAUCGACAAAGUGGAAGGCUAGGUGUCAUUCCGUGUGUCCUUCCUUCAGCGGAUCUCUUCCUCUCUUAUGAUGGCCGACCUCUGUUGGGACUCGAGUGCCUCGCCGUGCAGGGCAUUCCCAUUGACCGCAUCUCGCUUUCUGUCGAGGGAGAGAAUCAGCUCAAGGACCUUGCCGGAAACGCGAUGACGACCACCGUGGCCGGUGCAGCUAUUCUCUGUGCCAUCGUUGCCGAGUUCAAGUCCAAGAGGAAUACAUCGCGUACCGCCCUCGGCGAGACCAUGGCUUGGCAGAAGAUCGUCUCCCACGGCUGGGAUGGCAAUAAGUCAGUCGAGUUUUUCUGCACUCUCUGCCUCAAUGGAUGCCGAAAAUGUCGCUGCGAUGCCUUCCGCAAGCAUAAAAACACCGGUGUCUAUUUGCGAUGCAAGGACUGCAAUGAGACGCGCUGCGAAAGCUGCGCGGGCAACCCUGAUCACGACUUCAAUAAAGCUAACCCCAUCAACGACAAGAUGUCCAUCGACAGGAGUACCGCUCAUGAGCUUGCGAUCGCUGCCUUUCCAGCACAUCUCUACAUCGAUUGGGCAGGUAUUGAUGCCGCUCAAGGUGUCGACAUUCUCAGCGAUCUUGAUAAGCAGACCUUUGGCAACCACCUCGAGGCUCUGCACAUCGGAAUCCAGACCUGUGCAGGCGGAGUUCACUACUACCAGACCGACCUUAAGUUCAGAGACGACCUGACUGUGACUUACGAAUCCGAAAAGUCCAUCGUCAUCAUUGUCGUUACCAACAAGGACAUUACCUGGAACAUGCGCCUGAGACCCGUUUAUGUCGAACUCGGGCAUCCAUCGACUCAGAACGACAUUUCAGCCAACGAAGCAGCAGCUCGAUUGGCUAUUCUAGGUUACGACCUUCGCCAGCCCCUCUUGAAGGCAAAGCUGUUUGUCCAACACCAAAUCAACGUGGAUCUGGUUCAAGAACGCGCUCACGACCCAAGAAUCGAUGGCUUCAAUCAGCAGCUUGUCGACCUCAGCGGCGUUGCACCCCAUCUAGUGAACGACGUCGCCAAUGUUAUCAAUGGAGAUUACCGCUUCACUGACAAGUGCGCAACCCCAUUGGGGCUUCUUUUGACCAAGAACGACUCUUUCGGCCCGGUAUACAUGAUGAUCCAUACCAACUGCAAUGGAGCUGCCGAGACCGACCGAUGGGUUUUGACGAAGGACCCUAGAAAACUUGAGCCAGAUCAAGUUCGAGAUAUCAUCUGCGUUUUCCCCCAAGGCUUCAAGCACUAUAUGUACGAGGAACAGCAUUUUGGCUUGGCAGUUACGGCCACGCUGCCUGGAGUGUACACGUCUUUGCCGUCCGCCCUGGGUAUCACCGUCCACGAGCGUGAUCCAGCCCUCUAUGUUGGCCUCAACGACCUGCAGCAGAACCAUAUCAGAAACGUCGACUGUCAAUCUUCAAUCCCGUCCAUUGUUAUCAAAUUGGACAAAACCGACAUGCACUUUCCAGUCAAGUCGCUCCUGACUCAGCUGACGCCCCCUUUCGGUACGAACAGCACGGAAGCUUCGCCCGAUGUUUGGUUCACGAUUGCCCAGCAUGAGAUCAAGGAUGCGUUGGCAUUGACGUCAUCGGCCAUCAACAAAUUGUCGGCAUCAGCGUGUGCCGAUCGUCUUAUAGUCGAUAACAUCAAGCUGAAUUCCAGUGAUGCGUGCCAGAGAUGCUCACCGAAUGCUCCGAAGGCUCUUCACCACUGGGAUGCGGAUGGCAGUGUCGUACGAAUCGAGAACGAGGCACUGGCGACUCAAACGGAGCAGGCUAUGCUGCGACGGCCAGCUCCUCUCGAGAUCCAGGCCCGACUGGAGCCGAAUGAAGCUGGUGGACUCGAUGUGCUAAGCAUGAAGAUCCUGCUUAACCCAGCUUCGCUCGUGCACCGGGCGCAUGGUUACUUUCCGAUUCACAAAGACGUCAUGUCACCCAUGGUCCGCUCAGCUCGCGGAAGUGGCAAUUUCCGUGCGGAAUUCAGCUAUUUCGAGCCCAGCCUGAAGGGGCUGUCCCCCUUCAAGGACAGUAUGCGCGCUGUUCAGGCAGGAGCCUACCGUGCCGGACGCUCCAAACAGCCACCUAACUUUGUCCUGAAUGGAAUGAGUUUGCGUCCAGAUCAGAUCGAGGCUUGUCAGUGGAUGAUGAACCGGGAAAAGGACGAGACCUUCACCGAGAGGGAAUUCGAGGAGCGUGUUCUUCCAUCUGUGAGCGUGCGCUUGACUGCGGUUGCAAAGCUCAAGAAUUCUGCCCGAGGAGGUGUCCUUGCCCACGACAUUGGCUAUGGCAAGACUGUAGUUACACUUGGUCUUGUUGAUUACACGACCAGCUCCGAGGAUGCAGAGUUCUCCACUCUGGAGCGUGCUCAAUGGUUGGGGACCACGUCGUUCAUCCACAUCAAGGCAACUUUGGUCAUUGUGCCACCUCACAUCGUCUCGCAGUGGGCCAAAGAAGCCAAGAGAUUCGUUAAACAGCUCCGAACUCUCGUGCUCACCAAAACGACUGAUAUCUCACGGAAAAGCAUGGAAAAGGCAGACAUCAUCAUUGUCAGCAGCACCCUGAUGUCUUCCGAGAAGAACAUUGACAAGCUCGCUGCAAUCGCUAAGAUGCCGUCAAUCCGUCAGAAGAGGUCGAACCGAGACUUCCAAGACUGGCAUUACGAAAUCGUUGAUACCAUUAAGCAUGCCGCCUUUGAUCACAAGGACUCCAAUAACCCAGGAAAUGCCCAUAUCGAGGCGAGGAUCCAAGACCGCCGCACUUACAGCAAUGAUUGGGUCCGGAUGGCCGCGGCCAACACUGUGGGAGCUAGUGAUCGCAAGACGCAGCAGACCGCCAAAACGGUGCAGAAGAAGAAGGGCAAGGUAGCAAAGCCCAAGACGGUCGUCAACAUUGAUGUGAAGAAGGCCUUCCAGAAUGGCGAGGUACUCGAAAUGUACACCUACCACCGCGUUGUCUUUGAUGAGUUCUCGUAUGAGAACACAUCCGUUGCAGCCUUCUUCCAAAACGCUGUCGCGUCCUCGAAAUGGGUCCUCUCAGGUACACCGCCUACCAUCAAUCUUGGUCAGAUCUGCGAGACUGCAGCAUUGCUCAAUGUCCAUGUUGCGCGACCAACAUCAUCAAUGCCGGGAUUUUUCCCCAAUGUCACGACUGGGCCCAAGGUAUCCGAGCUGACUGACGCCGAAGCAUUCCGCAGCUACACAGAGCCCUUGUCCGCUCAGCUCGCGGCCGAUCGCCAUGAGCAAGGAGAGAAGUUCCUUCUUCACUACCUGCGGAAGAACAAGACGGAUGUUCAGGGCGUGGAGAUGGAUGAGUUGGUCUUCUUCACUCCCAUGAACCACCAAGAAGCCUUUGUAUACAACUUUGUACAGCGGGCCCUUCAUGAUGCCAAGUGGGACGUUGAAAGCAUGCCUUGCGGUCUCGGUGUUUUCCUUCGCACCAUAUUGGACGAAGAGAUGAUUCAGGGUGCCGGUUCGAAGGUUAAAGCUGCCGGAAAAUCUAUGUGGUCCGAUGCAGUUGACGGGUUACUUCUCCUGUCUUCGUUGUCCGUUUCAUUCAGCCGAAACGGUUUCGAGGAGAUGGGGUGGACAGAACCCAACGCGGACUUGAGUCUCGAGGGUCUCAGCAAUGAAGCCUCUGCUGCAUCUGGUGUUCACCUCAGCCAUUGCAUUCAGAUUUUGGUAUCCCUUUUUGACCAGAUGAUGUACCUGGCGAACAUGGUUUCUAAGGAGGUUGACGCAAGCGCUAGCUCCAAGACCAAGAAAGAUGCCUACUCUGGCCAUAUAGAAGAUAUUUGCGACUUUAUGAGAAACGCCAAUGGCGACUCCGAUGAUACUGGGUUCAUCAACUUUCUCAAUCAUGCGAUCGUCCACCGAAGCCGCGAAGAUUACGCCACUACUCGAGAAGACCCUUGGGACUACAAGAACUGGUCCGAGUGGCUGGGAGGCCCUGGAACGUACAAUUCUGCCGAUUGGUGGCUCCUCGACCCGAAUCACGAUUUGUCUGAUGGUGAAUUGGCCAGCUUGCGGGAGCGGUGGAUUGUCCCUGCCGAUGGCAAAGUCGGUACCCGAGAGGCCCUCAUCAACAUCAUUCGCCAAAAGCAGGACAGCAAGGAUGAUAGCGAGGAAACGGCUUUGGCCCUCGGACUGAAGACAACUGGCGAUAUUGCAGCUCGACUCAAGAAGCAUUUCGAUGGAAAAGCUACGAAGGACGACUUUGAAUUCGGCAUCCAGAUCCCAGCUCACCGACCACAAAAGGGCAAGACGAUCAAGCCCCGAGGACAGGCCAUUGAUGAGACUUUAAACAGUCUCAUAUCGGUUGUGCAGAGCGUUCAGGCUGGUAUCAAGCUCGCGAUGGAGGCAUGGCGGCGGUGUAUGUUUAUGAUGAAGUUAGACCACGUUCUGCAUGGAACGCUUCCCAUCACCUGCAACGUUUGUGAUCGCGUUGCUUCUGAUUCCGACAGUCUCCAUUCUAUUGCAUGCGGUCACUCACUUUGCAAGGAGUGCUUUGGCACUUUUACUGAGGCUGGAAAUCAGAAGUGUCCUGCUCAAAGCUGCAAGGCAUUCAGUCGCGGCUCUUUUAUGCCCGGCGAGAUGUUUGCCGCGCCCGCGACUCUGCAGAACGAUAUCUCGGCAACUCCAAGCGCGAAGCUCCACAACAUUGAUCACGUCAUUACCAACAAUGUCCAUGGCGACGAGAAGGCCUUGGUCUUUGCUGCGUAUGCAGGCAUCAAGAAAGAGGUCUACGACUACUUGUCUCGCGUCCAUGCACAUGACAUUGGUAUUUACAUGACCGACGGAAGCGACCAGGACUCGGACACUAUCGACGAAUUCAAGGCGCAUCAUGGAAAGGCCGUUCUGAUCCAGAGUCUCAUGUCUUCGGAGUCCGCUGGCACCAAUCUGACCGAGGCGAAUCACAUCAUAUUUGCUGGAGUUCUGUUUACAGACUCGGACAGCUACGACAUGUACAUGAGACAGGCCAAGGGACGUCUCAUUCGACACGGACAGAAGCGGCCAGUCUUUAUCUAUCACUUCAUUACCCCGGCGACUCUUGAGUUUGAUCUGUUCAACAAAAGACAUGGCAACCGCAUCUGCAACUUCGGUGAGCAUGGACGGAUUCCCAUCCCGUUCGAGGAUCAGACCAAGGACGCGAGAUUUCCUCUGUACUUCCGUCCGUACUUGGAGAUUGCAUCGGUUGAGAAGCUUCUGCGCUCCGUGGAAUUCGAGGAGUACGAAAAGUGAAUAGCGACCCAGGAGGGCGGCAACAUAGAUUACAACGUACAAUCGAAUAACAGUCAUGGAAUGGAGAUUUGGGAGAAGAUGGUGGUUUGAGAAGGGACGUAUCGACUACAAGAGUCUGAUGGUGUCUCUUUCACGCUAUGAGAGUUUUGGCAAGGGUCACGACUUUCGAGUUUGCUUGGUUCGGGAGGUUUGGAGAGGGAGGUCUGGGAAAUUAUUUUCAGGGGGGAUCCUCAACUUUGUGAGAGUGCAUCACGUUUGUUUGGACCGGCCCAAGAUGGAAGGCCGAUGUCGACCAAGUGGAACGGAUCUGGUUUGUUUGCAGGGCUCGAGAUUGGCAAGGUAGCUCAAGAAAAAAUUCC